Messenger RNA from Bactrocera latifrons, 1666 nucleotides. RefSeq names its product piggyBac transposable element-derived protein 4-like. The record is from RefSeq and is a predicted model, not a curated record. Bases 457 to 1236 code for a protein of 259 amino acids. The transcript has 3 exons. NCBI's taxonomy places the organism in Eukaryota, Metazoa, Arthropoda, Insecta, Diptera, Tephritidae.
AGUCGAACAAUAGAAAUGGACUAUUAUUACAAUAACAACCAAACAUGCAUUAUCUAGAAAUGCGUUCUCAACAUUUAAACGACAAACAUCUGGCAAUGGAAUAAUCCACUGCGAUAACCACCUCCGCAUCUUUCUACUUGUAUAACAAACAAGUGAUAGCAAGAUAACGGAUAUUGAAUUACAACAAAGAAGUUUCAAGCAGAUAACAGCAGCCGCAUUUCACUAGUAUAAAUAGCUGUAAGAUCUUAUAUUAAAACUAGUUCUUAAGAAUAUCAAUAAAGACACGCAUUUCGGCGUAGAAAUAAAAUUGUUUUCUUAAACUCAUAUCGUGGUAAUACCGUUUCCACUCGCGCAUAUAUAGCUGUGCUUAUUCUUGUAGGCGUAUGUCGCGGCAAAAAUGAAGAUGUUCAUGGUUUAUUUGAUUCAAAAUUUGGUCGCCCAAUUUUCCGAUCAAUUAUGUCUGAAAAUCAAUUCCACAAGAUUACUAGUGCGCUUCGUUUCUAUGAUCUUUUGAGUCGACAACAAACGCGUAGUAGCGAUAAAUUUGCUCCUAUUCGUGACUUGUGGGACCGUUGGCAACAACUUCUUCCAAUGUUCUACUACUGCCAUGAAAAUGUCACGGUUGAUGAGCAACUUGUUGCAUUCAGGGGGCGAUGUUCUUUUCGACAGUUUAUGCCAUCAAAACCAGCAAAAUAUGGUUUGAAGUUUUGGUUAUCCGUGGACUCAAAGUCCGGCAACGUAUGGAAAAUACAAACAUGCCUUGGUAAACCUAGAAAUGCUAAGCCCGAAAAGAACCAAGGAGAACGCUUUGCAUUGGACUUGACAGACGGUUUGAAAGGCCAAAAUAUAACAGCUGACAAUUUUUUUUCCACAUUUGAGUUGGUAAAAAAACUUCAUGAGAGAAAACUUACAUAUGUGGGAACGGUUCGCAAAAAUAAAACUUUCAUUCCUCCGAAAUUGCUGACUGUGAAGAGUCUUCCAUUGUACAAAACUACAUUUGCCUUCAAUGACAUUGCGACAUUAGUAUCAUACAUCAGUCACAAAAACAAAGCAACUAUAUUGAUUAGUACAAUGCACAAGAAAGAUAAAGUUGAUGAGAGUGGGCCGAAGAAAAAACCAGAGAUUGUUUCUAAUUACAAUUCAACAAAAGGUGGCGUUGAUACUGCUGAUCAAAUGAUUGGCUCCUAUACGACGAAACAAAUCGAUGGCCAAACAUUAUAUUUGCAAAUAUAUUAGAUAUAUUCGCUUUGAAUGCGUACAUAAUUUUUUCCGAAAUCGAUGUUUCGUGGGCUCCAGCUGAUCGGAAUCGGAGGAGACCAAAUUUUUUUGCGGCAACUUGCACUUUCUUUGGCURAGCCACAUAUGAUGAAAYGCACUAAAUUACCUCAACAACAAUUUUCAGCGCAGUUAUUGAGAGAAAUACGAACACCUUCCACAGCACAAGUGGCCUGCUCUAAAAAUGCUUCUAGUUCAGGAGAUCGAAAGCGAGGAAUUUGUAGUUGCUGCUAGUCUACGUCUGAUGUAAAAUGCUCCAUUUGUAGUGCGUUUAUUUGCAAAACCAACCGAAAAACAUUUUGCUUAUCAUGUAGUGCCAAAAAAUAUCGAACAAACUAAUAAAUACUUAUUUUUGGAAAAUUAAUGUAAAGAAAAUCAAAGAAAAUAUACU